AUGGGUUUCCUGGUUCGCACAGAGAUCAAGCAGGAGCAUGAACAUGAGCCGACGGGCCUCGAGGCCCUCGACUUUAGCAUUCUCGCCGAGCUCGCGUCGAAGCGCCCAUUCGAGCACGUGGCCCAAGACAAUCACGAUGAGCGUGAGCAAGAGGCCAAGAGGCCCAAAACAGAGAACCCUACCUCGGAAGAAGAGACGUCCCUCGAAGAUGGGCUGGCGCUGCUGGUGCAGAAUGCGCUCUCCAAUGUCGGCGACCUGGUUAGCAAGUUCAGCAUCGAGGCUGGAGAGGCGCAUGGCAGCGAUCCCAUGGACGUGGACGACGCACAUGGCGCCGAUGCCCGCCCGGCUCCUGUAUCCUUCUUGUCGGAGCCGGAAAAGUACGUGCGCAUUGCCAACACGCAUGCGCUGGGGAACCUUCAGCCCAUCGAUGACAUGUCGAAGCUGGCGGGAGACGCAGAUUCGGGAUAUGGGCGCUCGUACGGACGACUAAAACGAUCCUUCGAUGCGACAUGGCAGCUCUUCUCGGAUGGCCAGGUGCUGUCCGCCGACGAGCUGGAGAUACAAGAGGCGGAAGCUCGCACCUUGUUGGAGUUGGCCAACAUUGCAAAGUUUGGGACGUGGCUGGUCGAGGGUGGCCUGGAUUCGUUUACCGCCGCCGACAGGUAUUUCGCAGCUGUUUUCCGAUGCCAGCUGUCGGACCUGUCUUCCGGGCUCUCCCAGCUUUACCUCGGAAUCCGAACCCACAAGACCAUCGAGUCGCUUCUAAUACGCAACGGAGAUGGGCCAUCAAUAGAAGAGGUGGUGCCAGAAGAGGUGGUGCAGACGAUUAUGCUGGAAGGACUGAAUGAGCCGGCAGAUGCGAGUAGCGAGCCGAUGUCGGCCUCUCAACAAGACCUCUUGACUUCAGUCAAAUCCCGAAAAGAUGUUCUUGUUGACGAGGUGAAGGCCAAGGAGCCAGCCGCUCUCAAAGAAAAGUAUCCCACCGGUGAUGUUUUGAAGAGCUUUUCAGCGCACGUGAGGACGACACUCGCCUCCAUGACGGAGAUUGGAGAGAGGCUUGGAGUCUCGGCGCUGUUGAGCGACGUUGCCAAUCAGGAGUCAAUACCGAGCGGCUCGCAUGACGGAGAACUGGACCUCGACGACCUUUCUUCAUUUUUCGAGAAGACCACCUCGGGCUUGGUGCAGAAUGCUUUGGCUGGCUUGACGGAGGAAACCCCAGUAGAAGAGCCGGCCGUGGUUGAAGUCACAGAGACGCCGACAGAGACUGUCAAUGGCGAGUCAAAGCCAGAAACAGCUGCGCCGGCGGCAGCUCAAACUAACGGGGCCAAGCUGGACCUCAUCUCAGAUUACAAGGAACUGGAGGCGCUGGUGGCGGAAAGCACGUCGAAUUAUGUCAAAACGACGCUGCAUGGCCUUUCUGCCGUUCCCUACCAACCUACAGUCCCCCAGAGCACAGCCGAGACUAUGGCUGCGCAGUCACCCUACCUGAGCCAUCUUCAUCAACACCAAUCCCAUCAUCCCUACUACACUACCUACGCAAGCCAGCCGGCUCCGGAACAGCAACCUCCUCAGCCAACCGGAUCCUCCGAUAACCUCCCACCGAACCAGACAUUCCCCAGCGCCAUUCUUUACGACAAAGCCCGACAAGCAGCGCUGUCCAAAUCAUCAGCACAUACGCGAAGAGAAGGACUGCACUCCACGCGGCGGCCUUGGACUCAGGAGGAAGAAAAGGCACUCAUGGCCGGCCUUGAUAUGGUCAAGGGCCCUCACUGGAGCCAGAUUCUGACCUUGUUUGGUCAGAAUGGAACCAUUUCCGACAUUCUAAAGGACAGGACACAGGUGCAGCUCAAGGACAAGGCACGAAACUUGAAGUUAUUCUUCUUAAAGACCAACUCAGAAAUGCCUUAUUACCUGCAAGCCGUUACGGGAGAACUCAAGACUCGAGCCCCAACCCAAGCAGCCAGAAAGGAAGCUGAGGAGAGAGCUCGAAUGAACUCUGAGGAAGAGCAGGCCAAGCUGCAGGGCAUCAUGGCGUUGGCCGGAGGACUACAACACCCGCCUCAGCAACAACAGCAGCAGCCGCAUCAGCAGCCGCGACAACAGCUCCAACAGCUCCAACAUCAAGCCAGACCACCUGUUACCGUGGCUGCUGCAGUAGGUCAGAGUGUGGUAACGCCAGCCCAGGCAGCCAGCGCAGCGCAGUCGGCAUCAUCGGCGCAGCAGCAGCAGCAGCAGCAUGCGUCACAUGUUCAUCACACGCCGACGGCAUCAAUGACGAGUACACAGCAGGCCAACGUGGCACCUAUUUCGCGUGGCGGCAUGAUAUUGCCCAACACGGCGCAGAUCAAACCCGAAAGCCAGAUGGCAGCAGUCCAGCAAGCCUCACAACCGGUCCCGCUGGCACCUCAACGACCACAGACUCAGCUCCCUCCCCAGGUCCCCAGACCUCAAUCCCAGCCGCAGCCGCAGCCGCAGUCGCAGAUGCAGAUGCAGCAACACUCGCCGCUCCAACAGCAUCAGCCUCAACAACAGCAACAGCAACAGCAACAGCAACAGCAACAGCAACAACAACAACAGCAGCAGCAGCAUCCUCAGACACCGACCCAAGCCCAGACACAUGUUCAAGCCCUGACACAGGCCCAGCCGCAUACACAGAUGCCUGCACAGACUCAAGCUCAGGCGCAAGUGCAUCAUCAACCAGUCCAACCUUCACCACAGCCGCUACAGCAACAAUACCACCAACAACCACAGUCGUCACCUCAUCCCCAGCCGUCGCACUCGCCAGCCCUCGGGCAACACCAUCAAACAACCCCAAGCCAGCCUGGGACGCCGAUCGCCUCCACGCAGCUCCAGAACGGAACGGUGGCUCAUCCUUCACCCACCCCGUCUCACCUCUCCCAGCACAUCUCGACACCCGUUCAGGCCUCGCCCGCUCCGGCCUACUCAUCUCAGCCCCAGCAGCCGUCCAUCCCCGCGCAAACAGAACUGCACAAGCUCGUGUCUGCGCCGGAGGCGACCAUGUCCCAGACGGUCGUACAAGAUGAUGAGGCGGCAGCAGAGGCCGCCUUGUUGGAAGGGUUGCAGGCUGCCGUUGCACAAGCACUGGCUUCAUAA
Trichoderma aggressivum f. europaeum is the source of this 3114-nucleotide messenger RNA. RefSeq lists its product as uncharacterized. Gene Ontology annotation, molecular function: protein homodimerization activity; double-stranded telomeric DNA binding. The transcript is spliced from 4 exons. NCBI's taxonomy places the organism in Eukaryota, Fungi, Ascomycota, Sordariomycetes, Hypocreales, Hypocreaceae. Gene Ontology annotation, biological process: telomere maintenance via telomere lengthening. Bases 1 to 3114 code for a protein of 1037 amino acids. The record is from RefSeq and is a predicted model, not a curated record.